Symbiodinium necroappetens is the source of this 2028-nucleotide messenger RNA. NCBI's taxonomy places the organism in Eukaryota, Dinophyceae, Suessiales, Symbiodiniaceae. The record is from the annotation of a GenBank genome assembly.
AUGGCAGCCCUUGCUUCUGCGGACCUGGAAGCCUGGCUGGCUAGCUAUGAUGCCAGGCGAGCACUCGCAGAUGAGCAGCCCCAGCUGCUUGAGAUUCAUCAUCCGCAGUUCCAUUCGGCCUUGGACGCAGAGACCGUAAAUGUGACACAAACCCAAAUGGUUAGUGCAGCCGAGCGCAGUGCCUGGGACAGCGUUCUCACAGCGUGGAUGCCUCAACAGUUCCGUGGCUUCCUUGGUCCCGCGCGUAGCGGCGAUCUUGCCUUGGAGGUGGACCGUGAGGAGCAACCAGGCUCUUUGGCAAGUGCCAUGGACCUCCUUCGAGACAAGGUCGACAACUACUUCGGCUGGUCCAAGAAGUGUCUGGAUAAGUCGUGGCUGGCCAAGCGUGGUGCCGCGCAGGCCACCAUGCUCAUCCUGGACGUAUGUGCGGACGAUGCCAGGUCCGAGCUCCUGCAAACAAAGGUUUUCACCCUGCUGUUGGGCGAGCGAUAUCGCAGCCAUGCUGAUGUCUUGUUCAAAUACACACAGGGAGCAUGGCAGACCGCGGGAGGAGGCUCUAUUUCUGCUCCGGACUUGGAAUUUCUGAUUUUGUCUUUGCGCCGUGCUCAAGCCUACUUCUGGGCCAUGGGCAGGAAUGAGGUAUCCCGGGACUUCGACACGGUGGCAUGGGAGUUGCGCGUGAUGCCCGGAGUUGCUUUCUCCGAUUGCUGCCUGGCGAGAUUAUUGCCUCUGUUCAGUCUGUUCCAGCUUCCCUGCUUUCUGACCACCGCCGGCGGUCAUGUGACACAGGCAAAGAAAGACCCCCGCCACGGCUGCUACAUCUACGUUCCGGUAAGCUUGGCUUGGACUGCAACAGACCAUGAUCGCAGGCGUAUGGUGGAGCGCGAGUUCCAGCAGCAAGGCCACAACUUCUUCCAGUGCGUCAUGCUGACUUUCGACGAGGUUCGCCCAGGUCAAGGUCUUCUGGAAGACGUUUUCAAGGUCUUCGUGGGCGGGGGCUACAUGCCUUUGAGACGCAACCACGAGGCGGAAACACGGUAUGCUUCGUGGGAGUAUUGUGCGAAGGCCUGGCUCAUGAACUCCGGGGACAUACCCCAUGUGCCGACUGCCAUGGAGACCUCGCAUGCGAGACGCUUUCGUUGCACCUUCCUGCGGAACACCUUGACCUACGAGUCGGGAGAGGUCUCCAUAAAGGAUCGGAUCUUCGCGGCGGACGCGGAUGCCAAGAGCUUCUGUUCAUCGCCGUCAGCUGUUUGGGUCUUCUACCACGACUGGCUGUUCCCAUACAUGACCCGGCGUACACCGUCGCAGUGGUACGAAGCACUGGCGCAUGUGGCGACAGGGAGCCAGACGGCCAAGGACACAGACUGGCUGCUGCGACGCCUGGCUCGCGUUACAGAUACAUCCUCCCCUGACGAGCAGCCGGAGGGUCCGAAGAACUCUUGCGGCUCUGCUGCAGCUGCUGCUGCAGAGCGGCUUGUGCGGGAGGCCCACAGCCUCGUGACCACCGCCUUCUUUGCACCCUCGGCCAUCAACAGAGUGGCUGCCGACUACAACCCCGGAGUCGGUGCGCGAAGUAAAGGCAGCACCAAGAAGUUGAGGGUGGAGUACCUUCAAGAAGCCAUCCAGAAGUGGCCCCAUCUGAUCCGGCAAUGCAGCGCUGUUGCUGGGAAACAGCUCAAGUUCCAGCGCAGGUCGGUGGACCCGGUGGCCAUGGACUUGGCUCUCCAACUGGAAGACGAUGGUCCCGAAGCGGUGUUUGGCACGUGGGCAGAGUGGACGUGGCCCACGGACUUGACAGGGGAGCCGAUUGCAGACAUAUUCUACGAAGGUGAAGAUGCCAAGGCGUGGCCUGAUGCGAGGACGGACUGGCGCGUGGCUUGCCAUGUCGACCUGUCUCGCCUCGAGGCUUAUGCGGCCAGUAGACAGGAUUGUCGCCAGGAUCAGGUGGAGCAGUUCUUGCAGCACGUGCAACGGCAUGGGCGGCCUGACACCUCAGGCCACGUUGCCAUUGAUCACGCUCCUUAG